Molecule: messenger RNA, 462 nt
Organism: Sparassis crispa
Lineage: Eukaryota; Fungi; Basidiomycota; Agaricomycetes; Polyporales; Sparassidaceae
Exons: 4
Coding region: 1-462 (153 amino acids)
Source: RefSeq, a predicted model, not a curated record
AUGUCGAGCAUCAAGCCUCCUUUCACCGCUGAGACAGCCCGCCAGAAGGUCAAAGUUGCUCAGAACCUCUGGAACACGCGCGAUCCUGCCAGAGUUGCGCUUGCAUACACGCCGGACACCAUCUGGCGCAACAGGGCCGAGUUCAUGCAUGGUAGGGAAGAGGUCGUCAAGUUCCUGACGAAGAAGUGGGAGAAGGAGGACGGCUACGUCCUUAGGAAAGAACUCUUUGCGUUUCUGGAUAACAAAAUUGCUGUGCAGUUCUGGUACGAGUGGUACGAAAGCAAGGACGGACAGAAGCAGUGGUACCGCACGUACGGUCUAGAGGACUGGACGUUCGCCCCUGACGGUCUCAUGCAGAAGCGCCAGAUGAGUGGCAAUGAUGUUCCGCUCACUGAAGAAGAGCGAUGGUUCAAGCCGGGCGUGGACAUCGAGGCCGUCGAGCUCACAGACAAGCACUAUUAG